Messenger RNA from Eurytemora carolleeae, 18799 nucleotides. RefSeq lists its product as uncharacterized. The record is from RefSeq and is a predicted model, not a curated record. Gene Ontology annotation, biological process: lipid transport. Gene Ontology annotation, molecular function: lipid carrier activity. Lineage: Eukaryota; Metazoa; Arthropoda; Copepoda; Calanoida; Temoridae. The transcript is spliced from 17 exons. The coding region runs from base 93 to 18755 and encodes 6220 amino acids.
GAUCACAUGUGUCUUUUCCUCUUCAGUCUUCGUCGAUCCAACAUAUCUCUCUUCAGUCCAGAAUACUCAAUAUAUAUUCAGAUUGAAGAAGUAUGAGGUACAGACAACCUCCCUCCCCUCCCCGGCCUCCGUGCUCAGGGACACCUCAACCUCUGGUCCAGAACCCUUGGAGGAAGUCUUCAUCGACCUCCUCGAGCUCAUCCUUAACCAGAUCAUCAUCAUCUUCAUCAUUGUUCUCAACCUUAGUAUUCACAAUCCUGAUUCUCAUCCCCAGCAUAUCUGCAGGUCCAAUUGGAGACACAGUGGAUGUAAACUUUUGUUUAAAAUCCUGCUCUUCGUCCUCUUUCUGGAGAUAUAAACCAGGAACUACUUACAGCUACGAGUACUCUGUGAGGUCUGUGACUGGUAUGAGAGGAACCUCAGAUCAAGAAUCUGUAUUUAGUUUCAAGUCUAGAAUUCAGAUUGGAGUCAGUUCACCUUGUAACUUUGUACUCCAGAUUAGUUCUGUUGAGCUCCUGGAAUCUCCAGACAAUGCCCAGUCCGAGCUCCUGGAGCAGGCACUAACAGGAUCCAACCUAGAGUUUGGGUUUGAGCAGGGGAAGGUUCGGAGUGUGUGUCACAGUAACUCCGAUCCCAUCUGGGUUCUCAAUAUAAAGAAGGGAAUACUCUCAGCCUUUCAACAAUCUGUUUCCAACCCUACUCUCAGGGAAAGUAUAGUUGAGAAGGAUAUAGUGGGAGAAUGUGAAACUGAAUAUUCACCGGUUGGAGUCAACUGGGGCAAGCAAACCUUCAGGAAGGUGAAGGAUAUGAGUAGCUGUACUAAGAACCAGGUUCUAUAUCAAUAUGCUCUCAACCUACCAGAUAUUAAUAUACAGCAUCUACCUCUUCUCAAAUCAUCUCAUGAAUGUGAAGUGUCCAUGACUGAUGGAAGACUUGAAAAUGUUCACUGCACUGAGGAACAUCUUUUUAAACCAUUCAGUAAUGGUGAAAAUGGAGCUUCAAGCGCAAUCACACAAACACUAACUCAUCUAGGAGAGGAGGAGAAAAAAUUACCAUCAUCUAAUUUUCAGUUUAAAACAGAUCUUAGUUUCAUCCAUGACCACCAAAGAGCUGAUGGGAAUGCGGAUGAAGAUCAUGUUAAACAACUUCUCGAGAGUUUUACAAAAGUCCAGGAAUCCCAAAUUCCAACCCUGUUCAACAAUGUUGUUUAUUCUCUGAGAAAUCUCAAGCAUUCUCAGCUCAUUAAAACCUUUAGAGAAAUCCAGGAUGAUAGGGUUAAAAGUUUCUUUCUUGAUGCUCUUCCUAUCCUGAAAACCGACGCAGGAGUCAGUCUCAUGAGGGAUGUUAUAAAGAGUGGGGUUCUUCCCUCCAAAACCAUUGAUGGAUGGUUUUCAUCUUUGGCUUUUUACAAGAAUCCAACAAGAGCCAUGAUAUCUACUCUCUCUACACUUCUAGAUGAUCCUAGACAGUCUUCUAUCCUAGGAAUAUCAUCCCUUGUCAGCACAUUCUGUUUUAACAAAGAAAACUGUAAAGAACAACCUGAGGUUCAUGAAGUUCUCAGAAUUCUAGAAUCUAUGCUUGGUGACUCCUGUACUACAGCUACUGUCGAGGAUGAGGAUAAGAUUGUGCUUGUUCUGAAAGGAAUCCGAAACUUGCAAAUAAUUGAUUCUUCUGGAGAAAACUCAUUGAGGAAAUGCUACCAAAAAAAAUCGAACAGUGUCUGGGUGAGACUAGCAGCCCUUGAAGCUACCAGGAAGAUGUCUUGCAACUUUGUUCAGCAAGAUUUUGGUCUUCUCAGAACAUUUAAAGAUCGACAAGAGGAUUCAGAAAUCAGGAUUGGAGCGUAUUUAGCACUCUUUGACUGUCCUUCAGAACCAUCUGUUGAGAAUAUCAGAAGUUUGCUGAAAGAUGAACCUGUUAAUCAGGUUGGAUCAUUUAUAUGGACACAUUUGACAAACCUUCAAGAAACAAAGAGCAAGGAUGAUUGGAAAACUUAUCUGAAGUAUAUGGUUGGAAAUGAAGAGUUGAAAAACAAAUGGAACACUGAUCCUAGAAAGUUUUCAAGAAAUCUUGAGCUUUCCUACUUUGCUAAUGAUUUAAGAGUUGGAGCUACAAUUGACAGUAACAUUAUAUUCUCGGAGAAAAGUUAUAUUCCUAGAUCUGGAAUGGUUAAUCUUACAGCAAACAUAUUUGGAGAAAACAUCAAUAUUGUCGAGUUUGGGGGAAGAAUGGAGGGAUUUGAAGAUGUGGUUGAACAGGUUUUUGGACCUGAAGGAUACUUUAGAGAAGACACAAUUCAUAAAUUUGUAAAAAGUCUCAGAACUAAGAGAGAUAUCAAUGAGAACAGCUUAAUGGGUGUAAGACAACUUUUUGGUCCUGAUGCAAGAAUAGAAGAACCAAGAGGAAACUUGUACAUGAGACUUUUUGGAAAGGAUUUAUAUUACAAUUCCUUCAAUGGACUAUCUUCUCUCAGAAACAACUUGAUAUCUCCGCUGAACUAUCUUGGACUUAAGAUGGGUGAGAACAACGUUGAUAUUUCCAAAUCCAGUAUGUUUCUGGAUGGUUGUAUUAUAGUUCCUACAGUUGCUGGAGUACCUCUAAACCUGACAGUAAACGGUACAAGUACAGUAAGGUUGAUUACAGAGACAAAACUGGAUUUUAAAUCUAUAUUUCAAACUGGUAAAGGAUUGAUGCAAGCUAAGAUUUAUCCCACAGCAACCCUUGAAAUAUCUGGAUUGAUGACUGUUGAUGCAUUUAUUGUAAAAACAGGUCUGAAGUCAGUAACUAAGCUACACUCUUCAGCAUAUGCUGAUAUUUUUAUAGAUAUUGAACAAGGAAGACUGGCCAAAGUUCAUGUUAACUUGCCAACAGAUAAAACUGAGAUUAUCAAGGCAUCUGCAGAGUUUUUCUACUACACGUCAGGAGGAUUUAAGCAACUAGAAACAGUUCAUCAAAAGGAGUCUUUGGACGUCUGUACCCCUAAAAUGGUGAGUGAUGUUUUAGGCCUUGAGUUUUGUUCAGUAGGGACAUAUUUUCAUGGAAAUAAUAACUUUGACCCUUCUUGGUAUUUCACUGGUCCAGCCAGUUUGGAGUUGUUUAUGAAGAAAACUGAUAAGUUUGACAAAAUUACCUUUGAUUACUCAUGGAAUACAGACAAUUCUAGACCACACAAAGGAAUAAUGGAGGAUUUAAAGGUUAUUCUGGAUACUCCGGGUUCUACAUUGAACAGAAAAUCCUAUCUCCAGAUUAAGUUUGACAACAAAGGGAAUUUCUACCUUGUAGAUCUAAACUUACCUCUAAGAAAAACAAGACUAGAGCUUAGAUACGAGUGGGCAACUCAGAAGAAAAUCAUCGUGGGAUCCUUAAUAUCUGAUGGAUCUGAAAUCCUAACAAUAUCCAACCAGUUCGCUUCAUAUCCACAAAAGUACGAAGCUUUUACCAAAAUGGUUUACAUGGAUGUAUCUAUCAUCGACUGGCAGGGAGUAAUGUACACACUGCAAGACAAACAAAGCUUAGAUGCAACUUUAAAGGGAUACUUCCAUGAUCCAGUUGAAUUAAAGGGAGACUAUUCCAAAGUUAAUGAGUUCAUUAAAUUUGCAUCAUCCAUAGAAUCCAGUCAUAUUAAAGUUAACUUCAAAAGUAACUCUCAGCUUACAGAUAAUCAGCUGAAAACUGAUGCUGUUGUUGACUAUGAUUUUAAAGGCUAUCAGGCAGGAACAAUUGAUGUAAAAGGAAAAUAUUUCUUCUCACAACAGGGACUUCUUAGUAAGAAGAAAGUGGCAUUAUCCAUCAAGCCAAACCAGUAUCCAGAUACAAACACUGAUAUUAGCUGGGAGAUCCUCUCCAGUGAGAACUAUUUGGAGAAUGAUGCUGAGAUUAAGGUGGGGGAUAAAGAGUGGAAGAUAUAUCAACAAAUAAAUGCUCAAGCAAGUAUGGAGGAACAAGAGUUAGUGAUUAAGAUGAAUAUAUCCUCAAAAACUGAAGAUGUCAACUAUGCUCUAGAUUUUCAGCACAAAUUAAAGGAGACCAAGAGUUAUAACAAGGCCAGCAUAAGACUUUCUAAGAAUUUUUGGAUUGAAAUGUACUCUCAACAUACUGAGAUUACUCUUCCAUAUAGCUUUACUGCUGGAGCUGGUAUAUCAUAUCCUGGUCGUGAAGUUAAACUUGGUUUCAAUGUGUCAGAACCAAUUCCCCAUGCUAAAGAAUACAAUGGAGGCUUAUACUUUCAAUGGAACAAAGGAUUGGAGGCCAGAACUACAUUUUCCUUUGCCAGAGGAAAUUCAGAUGUGAUCAACUAUAACUUUAGGUCAUUGACUGAAAUCCAUGGAUUUGACAGUAUUAACUUGAAUGGAAAUCUUAUACUGGAUUCUAGUGGGUCAAAUGCUGAUAUGAAAUGGAAGUUUGGAGAAAAAGAGUAUGGAGCUGUGGUUAUGUAUACACCUGGAGAUGAGAAAAAGUUAACCGGUGUUGUAACAAUGAACCAGGUUGAAUACACUGGGGAGAUUGUUCUAAAAGAUAAUUUUGAAGAGAAAAUGGUAAUUGCUAACCUAAAGGCUGAAAAGCACAUUCACAUUACAGCCUAUAUGACCUCUGCCUAUGAUGAUCUAGCAGUAGAGUUCUAUUGGGACAAGGAUAAGGACGACUCUAAAUCAUUAAUUCUUAAAAGCAAAAUUAGCAAUAGAAGUGUUAUUGCAGAGGUAAAUUUUCUUGGAAAAGGAGGAAAGCUAACAGCAAGCUACACCCCUUCAUCAGUACUGGGUAAAAUUGAUUGGGGCAAGUACAAUGGAGAGAUAGAGGGAAAAUUUCUUCUUUCUUCCAGUGAAAUCAACUUAUUGGCAUCUGUGAAAUCAUCUUUUCAUCUUCUGGAAGAUGUAAGAUUUCACACUAAGCUUCUGUCAGAUAAUGAUCAAGAGGGAAGAAUAUUUGAAUCUAAGAUGGAGUUAAAACUAAAUGAGUAUCAUCAUAUGGGAGAGAUAAAUUUUAAAAGACAGUUGAAUAAGUUUGAAGGUAAGCUGGAGACAAUCUCUUCCUAUAAACCAUUUGACAAUAUACUUGUCAACAUUGAUCAUAGUCUAGAAGCUGGUCAACUUCAAACCAUUAUUAACCUCAAAUACAAUGAGCAUUUUGUUGCAUUAGAACUGAUGCAUUCUGGAAACAAAGAUUUACAAAAUGUCUCUGGUAAGCACAAAAUUGAAUCUUCAUUUAGCCAGAUUAAACUCUUUGAAGUUCAAUAUGAUGUCAAGCUAGUAGAAAGCAGUUUAACUGUAUCUGCACAGGCCUAUUUAAAUAAUUCUCAUAAAGCUAAACUUACUGCCAGUGGAUCAGUUACAUCUUCAAACCAUGAUAUCAAAUUUGAAAUUGAGCACAGUCUUGGAAAAUACACAAAUAUAAAUGGAGAGUUUCAAUAUUUGAUUUCGCCGGAAAAGAUCAGUACAGAGGCAAAAAUGGAAUCUGAGGGAUCUAAAUUGAUGAGCUCAAUAAAAUUGGAUAAGUCAGAAACUUCCAUGAAUACUGAUUUCAGAGUUGAGAUAGAAAGCUUGAAACCAUUCAGUUUUUGGUUUAAAUAUUCCACUGGUCUAGAUGGGAAAGUUUUCCAGUCUGAAGUUAUGUAUGAGAAUAUUCAGAUGUUCGCAACCAAUUUCAAAGCAUUGUUUGAAAGUAGGAACAACAUCAAAUUUACCUCUGCUAUGAAGAUUCUGUCAAGAAAGAUGUCUCUAAACUUUGAAAAUUCUAAAAAUGAAACAUCUUUUUAUUAUGAUGUAGCAUCUGGAAGUACUAUUACUACAAGAAUAAAAACAGAAUUAAAGAAAGAAAUAAAAGGUGAAUUCAAGUCAUCAGUAGUUUUACUCGAGAUUGACUCUCCGAAUGAAACAUUUAAUGAUAUAAAAAUAGUUACAAAGUGGAAGGAAUCGGAUGGAAAAUAUGCACUACAAACUGAAAUGAAAUAUAAAGUUUUCUUAACAAAAAUAGAAAUGAAGUUUAAGAGUAAGAAUGAAGAAUUCAAACACUAUCUCAAUGUUUCAACAAAUAUUCUCUCUGAGUCUCUAGCUGUUACCCUGGAGAGGGAGAGUACACUCAACUCUCAUGCAAUUUCCAUGAAAAGUGUUUACGGAGAGAAAUUGAUAAAUUUCCAUGGCAACCUCUCUUCAGAAUCAGAGGUUAAAACAAUAUUUUCUUCAAACAUUACUGGUACUUGGGGUAAUGUAGAUUUAAACGGAUCUUUGGAUCUAGCUGAACAAAAGAAAACAGUAAACCUUUUCUUUCAAGAUAGAAACAGAGAAGUUUUCCAACUGAAGGCAGAAUUAGAAUUAGGAGAAGACUCAUUUAUUACCCUGACAGAAAUUAAUACUCCAUUCACUGAUAGACUCACAGUAAGCGGAGAAUUUCAAAUCUUAAGUGGAUACAAAUUGCUCAUUAAGAUUGAUCAACCAUCCUUUACAUAUGCUGACUUGCAAGUCAGUUUAAAGAAAAACACAAGAUCUAUAAAUGUCAUAGCAAAUGUGGACUUUAAAAAUCUGAUUGACUUUCCUAAAGUUGAUUUAAACGGUCAUGUAGAAUUAAAAGAGGAAAUUACAGGAGUUUGGCGUGAAAAAGAAAUCAGUAACAUUAAUUCUAAGUUCUCUCUCAAUCUUGAUGGUGAAAGAUAUCUAUUAAUGAAAUUUAUUGGUGGUAAAACAGAAUAUGGAUUAAAUGGAGAGCUUGAACUCAGCACUGAAUUAGCUGGAAUUCAGGAUAUAAAAGCUGAUUUAGACAUGGAUCUCUUUGGAGUUGAAAGUAAGCAUGCAGAAUUCAAAAUAGGGAUUAAUGAAGAUCUGUAUUCUGUUCGUCUUCAACAAGAAACAUUACAAUCUAAAUCUCAAAUUUCUUCAAAGAUUACAACACCUAUUCAAAACCUCACAUCUUUAGGCUUUGAUGCAUCAUUUGAUAACUCAAUGGAAAGCAUUGAAAUAAAAUUACACUGGGAAACAGACCAUAUUAUCUUAAGAGGUGAUUUUAAAGUUACUAAUUCUGGUGCUAGUAUGGCUGCCAAGUUGGAGAGUUCAAUGCAUAGUUGGAAAGAAAUUGAAGUAUCCUGUAAAAUGAACUUGAAUGAGGAGGUGAAAGAACUUGAAAUUAUUGGUGGAAGUGCAGACAACUCGCAAACUGUCAAGAUUGUAAUUGCGGCUGGUGAGACUACUGGUUCUGCAGAAGUGAACAUAGAGCUGCCAUUUAUUGGUAUUGUUGGUAAGAACUUUUUGGGGUCAUACCAUCUAACGGAUGCCAAGUAUGAGGUAGAAGGAAAUUUUAAUGGUGAUCUAAUGGCAUUGCAGAUUUUAAUGAAUGACCCUGUUUACAGCUUUAGUCUUCAAACUUCAGUUCCAGGCUUUCAGCAAGUAGAAGGAAAUCUGGUGUUCAAAUCUUCUCAAGAAUCUAUUGAACUUACAUCAGAUAUUACCGUAGACUCUGUGACUAACUCUGCAUUAUUUCGUUAUUCUUUUAAAGACAUAGAUAUUGAAAUGGCACUGAACUCUAAUUUUUCACAACUGAAGAUAUUCAAGGUUACAGCUGCAUUUCAACCAAAUCUUAAAAAGUUUUCUGGAAUGUACAACCACCAUAAUAUUGAAUCCUUGUUACAACAUGAUUCAAAUAUGAGUGAAGUGAAAUUAAACUUAUCUGGAAAGAUAUCUACCCUAACUACUGAUAUCAAGAUCUUGUAUAAAAAUUUAAAUGAAAAAUCUAAAGUUUUUGUUAGCUCAACUUUCAAUAAUACAUUCUCUUCUAUUGAAAUUAAUUUUUAUGGCACUUCAAUAGAAGUAGUUUCUGUGAUACCAAAGAUCGGUAAAUCAAGUGUUCAAGUUUCAUGGAAGAACGGAGAAUACCUGAUAAACUUUGAAAACAAUAGUUUGACCUACUUCAGAGGAAGCUUGGAAUGGAACUUUAUUAACUUUUGGACUGGUGAUUUCAAGAUUGAAAUAAAUACACUUUUUGACUAUGUCAAAACUUUCUCACUGAACACAAGCUAUGACUUAGGAAAAGUUCCAGAUAAAGCAAUAGUUCUAAAAAUAAAUUACAAUGGAAUGUAUAUGGACUCAGACCUCAAGUUUAAAGCCACUCAUGAUACAUUUGAUGGAAAAAUGUAUUUCAAAAGUAGUUUAGAUAAUUGGGAGGAAGCAAUAAUUAAAGCUGCUUAUAGUAUAGAUGCAGAACCUGAUGUCAAAAUAUCAAUCUUGAGAAAUGAAGUUACUGAGGAAAUAUUUGUAAAAAUCACCAUUGAUGGUUAUAUUCCUACCAUUGACAUCAAAACACCUUUUGUUGGAUUUGAAUCUAUGAAACUAAGUGGAACUUUCACUACUAACAAAAAUGUUUUUAUUCAGUUUGAGAAAAAUCAGGAUAAAUUGUUCACCUUAGAUGUUGACUUUACCAUAUCUACUGACUGGAAAAAAAUUGAGGUUACAUCAAAAAUUUCAAUUCUAGGAGUUCUGAAAGAAGAUAUGAACUUUAAUAUGAAACUGGAAAAAAAUAAACAACUUGCUGCUACCUUAAUUCAAGGCAUGGUUACUUAUGGAGUUGAUGUAAAUAUUUCAUUACCUGAAAAAGCAUUUAAAAUCAAGAUUAUUUUACCAUCAGAUGAUAUAGAGAUCGCUGGACAGUUUGGAAGUACAGAAUUUAUUGCAACAUACUCAGUUGGAUUACCAAGAAAGAAAAGAGAAGUAUUACUUGGAUACAAAAAUGAGGAUGAUGUUAUGCAAAUUAGUUUACAAGCUCCAAUCAGUGAAUGGAAGGGAGUUAGGUUAGCUGCAGGAUACCAGGCUGAUGCAAAAGCAGCAAAUUUUAACUUUGAAACUCAUGGAGAUAACAAUGAUUUUGCCUUUGGCCUCAAAUAUGACUUUUCUGAAUAUUUAACAACUGGAAAUCUUUUUGGAAAACUGGUCUACCCAAAAUUCAAUAUUGAUUACAAUGCCAAGCUUCAGUACGAUGAUGUAGAUGGAAACUUUAAAAAUGGGUUUCAUGGAAAAUUCAAUUUUGAAAGUUUUGGUGUCAAUCUGAUAUCUGGAGAGAUACAAAGAAGCAUUGGAAGAACACUGGUAAGUGUGACUACACCAUUUGAAGGAUGGAAAUCAGUUGAUUUAAGCUUGGUAUCUGAUUGGGCCUCUGUCAUAACAUUAGAACUAAAGCGUGAUGGUAGAUUAUCAAAAAUGAAUGUGGAACGAAAAAACAACAGCUUGUUUAAACUGAAUAUAUUGACUCCUUAUCCUGGAUAUGAGAAAAUUGAUGCCAAACUAGAAAUUCCAUCUGGCAAACCUAUUCUUAUAGAAAUUAUUAGAAAUGAUGAAGUUAUCACAAACAUUUUAUUUGAUAAUUUAGUUGAUCAUCGGAUUAAAAUCAGGUGGGAAGCUCUCAACAAAACAUUUAUCAACAUUGAAUUAAGUCUUGAGAAACAAAACGAAAAAAGCUUGGAAAUAAAAACUUCCUUUGAAAAGAUUAAGUAUUUCAAAAUUUUCAUAGCUCAUGAAGCAGUAAACACUACUAAAAACACUGAAUUAAAAGUUGAACUCAAUGAUAUAUUUUACCAUUAUAAAACUAGCACAAAUAUAUCUAGUAAACAAAUUGAUUCAAGAAGCAUCACUGAAACAAAUAUACCUUACCUAAGCCACAAAAAAGAAGAAACAGAGAUGAGUGUAGCCUAUAGUCUGACAAUGGAUUCCCCAAUAACCUUAAAGUUUAAAUCAAUCCAUGAUGGAAUCACAACUUUUGAUGUUUUUUCAUCAAUUCUUGUAAAUAUGCAGAAUGGUGAGCUAGAACUGAUAUAUCAAGGAGAUUUUCCUUUGCAUUCCGGAAAAAUUGAUGCAAAACUCAUCAUAAGAUCGGACUUUGAAACCAAACUGGAAGUUGCUGGCAAAUUGAAUUCUAAAAAUUUCAAAGUUAAAGCGACACAAGUCGGAGGAAAUGCUGAAGCUAUAUUCAAAAGUAAUAUUGAAAAUUUUGAAAACUUGCAAGGGAGAGCAAAAUGGAUAGUUGCUGAAGGUCCAACUAAAUUGUACGGUCUGGAUGCAAUUUUUAACUAUCAAGAGAAAAAAUACAUUGGUUUUAAAAUCAAGUUUGAUUCUAAACCAUGUAGUCAAUUUUUUAUAGAACUGGACAUUCCUGGAUACAUGAAAGAAAGUCUUGACAUACACUUAGACAGAAUGCCAGUUCUAAAAUAUGCAGUUACUGUGGCCUACAAGGGCUUUAAUGAAAUAGAAUUGUCUGCAAAUUUAGACCUAACUGACAUUAUACUGGAUAUACUUGUAGAAAACAAAACAGAGAGCAGAAAAUGGGCACUGAUUGUGCAAGGAGACAUCAAAAAUAAAAACCCUGUAAACAUUAUUUUUGAACUUAGCUUGGAAACUCCAUUCACAGAAAAGUUUUCAUCAAGGGUAGCAUUUGAUUUACAGAGUGCCAAGAAAAAUGUAGAAACCAGUUUUACCUAUGGUGACAUUCAUGCAUCAGUAGUAUCUUCAAUUCUGUGGUCUGUUCAAACUUCUAAUUUGAUUCUUGAAGCAAGCUGCCCAUCUCUUGGGUUAAACUCAUUUAGAAUUAUUGGCCAAAGAGACUCGUUGAAGACAAUGAAAUAUACUUUUGUUCUGAAUGACAGGGCUGUAGAGUUGGAGCUGAGAAAUCAUGUUAAGCCAGACAGUUUUGAUAUUGGGAUGCUUAUCAGUCUCCCAGUCCCAAGUUACAACAAACUAAGUUUCUUUGGAAAGGGAAACAUGCCUGCAGAGGGACCAAGAGAAGGAAAAUUUGAAUUGAUAAUAACAGAUGUAACCAUAUCAUUAGAUUAUAAAAGAAACAACAACAACUUUGAUAUAAUUCUUCUGACACCAUUAACAUUUGCAAAAAGGAUUUCACUUAAAACUGAAAUAGAGCACUGUCAAAAUUAUAACUUGGAGGCAUCCUGGGAUAAUCAUAAUAUUAAACUUCAGAAUGAAAUAGAUUGUUCAGAAUCUGAAGUAAAAGUUGAUUACAAAACUACAUUUGAAACUGUGAAAAACCUUGAGUUUCAAUUCAAGCUAGCUGAUAACCAUUUCAAUCUGAAUGGUAAGUUUUUGGGUUUUGGAAAUGAAAUUUUUCUGAUUGCAAAAAGUACAGAGAUUGAGAAUGGUCAAAAAAUAUUUGUCAACCUAUCAGCAGACAAUUUUACAUUUACAGAGACUACAACUUAUAUUCAAACAUCAACUGAGAAAUCAAUCCAUUAUGAGGUAGUUAUCAACUCAACUGUUGAAUUGUUGCUAAAUAUCAAACUUCUUAACAGAGCUGAUGGCGUGGAUCUAAAUAUUAAUUUUUCAAGUCCUUUUCCAGAGAUCAAAGAAGUUCAGAUAACCUUGACAUUUGUGAACAGUGAGACAGAUAGAAGUGGAGCUCUUUUCAUAUCCCUCAAUGAAAAAUCAAUUAACAUCAAGAUUGGUUCAUCCCAAGGUCACAUUUUCUUUGAUGUUAAGUCACCCUUGGAAAAUUUUGAAACUGUGAAAAUGGAUUGCAAUUAUCAAAAUGGAAAUCUUAAGGUUAUGACUGUUUUUAACAAGAUGAGCUUUAGUGCUGACUUUAAAAGGAAGGAAACCAUCUAUAACUUUGAUAUUGAAACAAAGUCCUCUGAUAAUGUUAUUAAGUUUAAUGGAAAAAUAGAUAUUGCUGGCAAAGCUUUACAAACUGUGAUUCAAUGGAAUGCAGAGAAACUCAGCAUGAAAGCAAACUACAAUGGGAAGAAUAUUACAAUAUCUCUAAAAUCUCCAUUUGAGAACUUUAAAAACAUAAUAUUCAAGGGAACUUGGCAAGAAAUUCCCAAUGGGUUCACUGUACAAGCUACAGGUGACAUUAACUCUGUGUCCCAUACCUUUGAAGCAAAGUUUACAAGAGAUGAAAAACAAACAUUUGGCUUUUGGAAGGCUCAAAGAGGAACUGAUGAAGUGAAAUUUGAGUUAGAUGUUAAACGACCUGACAAUGGGAUGGAUAUAUCUGUGAAAGUAGAAAUUCCAAAUCUUCAAAGAAUUCAGGUUAUCACUGGUUUUAAAUUUAGUGACCUGAUUUUGGAAGGAAAAUUUAAUAUUAACUCUCCUUUCAAAGAAAUUGUUCCUGACUUUGACAUUUAUUUUAAAAAAGAGUUCAUGAGUUCUUCCAAUAUGUCUUUAGAAGCAAGAGUUCAGGCCCCACAGAAAAUAUUUGGAAUGGAGUCAACUUUUCGCAUUGAGCAAAUUGAUGAAUAUAACAUAAUCCUUUUGAAUGCUGCUCUUGAUAUCCCAGUGAUUUCUAAGGAUUUCACCAUAGAAUGUAUAUUUAAACCAGAAAGCCUUCAAGAUUUUGAGUUUUCAUCAAAUUUCAUGGUCAAUAAAGAAAACUAUGGUGGUGGACUUAGCUACAAACAAGAAGACCAUAGUUUGGAUGUUAAACUUGACAUUAUUUGUCCAGGGUUUGAACGAACAUUCAAGUUUGGUGGAGAAUUUAGACAACCAACCCCGGAAGGAGAAUUAAAAUUGUACUUUAAUGAUGCUAAAUGGGAAAACACAUUUGAUGUUGAGAAUGGAAAGUUUAAAGCAAAUUCCAAAAUAAACAUUGACCAGUUUAUCCAUACUACACUAGGAAACUUUUUUGAGUUUGAUUUAUCAAGUGGAGAAACAGUAAAGAUUAAUGUGGAGUAUGAAAGCAAGAAAUCUGUUUCAUUUAAUCUUGACAUUCAAGGUCAAGGUACAGCUGGAGUUACCUUUUCUGUUGAUAAUGGAAAAGUUCUUGGUUCUGUGGAUGUUGAUUUCUCAAGUUUUGGAAUUUUUAAGUCUGCUGAGUUUGUCUGGAAAACAGGUUCAUCAGGAGCUUUUGAAAUUUCAAUUGUUGAUAGGUUGUCUACAUUUAAGAUGCAAAUGGGAGAUAAAUCUGAAGCAAAACGAAGAGUAGCUAGGGCAGCCAUAUAUUCUCCUUUAUUUGGUAAACUUGAGUUUGGAACUGGUUCUGAUUAUAAUCAAGGAGUUCUGAUGAUAUCAACUUCCCAUGGUCUUCACAAGGUAUCUUACGAUGUUAAGGAAAGAAAUAGUUAUGAUGUAACUGUUCACCUUGAGAGUCCUUUCCUGGAGAAUGGAUCAGCCACAACUAGGUUUACUAUAGAUACAACUGCAGAUACUUACAGAGGUAGAAUAUCACUGAACAAUGAUCACUUUCUCUCAGGAUUUGUGGAUAUUUCAGAAAAUGGUAUAGAGGUUAAAUUAGAUUUGGAAACACCAUAUCUUCCCAAACCGCACAAGUUCUCUGUUGGUGGAACCUGUCUGAAAAAGGGUGAUGAAUACAAGAUGAAUCUAGAUGUUGUUUACAUUACUAAGCAUGUAGCAUCUUUAGUUCUGGUCAACAGUGAACUAAAUAAAUCUUUUCAUAUUAAGACUCAUUCUGCUCUAAUCCCUACUGGAGAUAUUGAGUUUAAAGUUUACUUUAAUCCUGUGCCCAUGAGCUAUGAAGGUGGAAUUAAACUUCUGUAUGGAGACAAUAUAUGUAGCUUGUCAUUCUCUACAACAUUUUUUACAGUAAAUAAUUUUGAAAUCAAGUCAUAUUUCAACUUUACAGCCUUCAAGAUCAGAGAUGGCAAAUUUAAUAUUUGUGUACAUGUCAACCAAGAGGAAAAAUUGAAGACAAGUUUUGAAAUAAACUCAAAGAAGUAUGAACUACAAGUUACUGCUUUAAAGGAUGAAAUUUUGUCUACAAAAGUUGCUCUUUCCUCUCCUCUCAAGGGCUUUGAAUAUUGUGAAAUUCAUUUGAAAACAGCAAAAACACUAUUGACAAAUUUAAAAGAAGCUUUUGUUAUAAUAUCUAUCUUCACUUCUAAAGGAGAGAGUUUUGGCUCAGUAUCUUGGAAAAUUAGCAAUGAAGAAAUUGAUUUUCUAGCCAAACUUGAUAUGCCUCAUGGUAUAAACUACUACCAUAACUUCAAGCUGGUAAAAAAAGACAAAAGCAUUAUUUACACAGCUUUAAGUCCAAUCAUUGGUCCUGUCAAGUUCAAUAUUUACAGCACAGUUGCAAACCAGGAUGAUCUCAUGGAUGAACGGAUCACCUGGAAUCUUGAUAUACUCAAUCUUAAGUAUAGAGGAAAUAUUGAUUUUAGACUGACCGAUGGAUAUGAAUUGAAUCUGAAUGUUGAAACUCCACAUCAGGGAUAUAAAAAACAAAAAUUGACUCUAGGAUUUGGCAACACUGUCACAAGAAAAACUCUUAAAGCUAGCAUUGAAAGUUUAACUUUUGGUACAGGAAUUGAAAUGGAUUACAAGUUUGAAGAGCUGAAAAACUUUAUAGUGCUAUUCAAGGUAGAUUUCCCUUUGCCUGGCUGGUCAGAUUUUUCAGUAGACAUCGCAAAUCAAAUAUUUGAUGAGUUCUUCAAUAUUAGAUUUGGUGGAAGCUUUGAAGAGAAAAAAGCACUAUUUUCAGUCUUUAAAAGUUUAAAUCUGGGGAAAGCUGAGCUUAUAAUCAAUAAACACAAUUUAGAAAGUAUAUACAACCACAUUGGAACAAACUCAUCCACAUCUAGAAAAACUCUGGACACAACAAUAAACAUUGGAAAUUUGAAUGCAGAAAAAAUAUUUUUACUGGAGUCAUCUGAAAAGGGGAAUUCUGUAAAUCUGGAAGUGAUAGUUGGUGGGUCAACAAAAUGUAAAAUUAGCAAAAGUUUAGAAGACAACAAAUUCACAAUUCUUCUGGAUGAUGUGUUCAGUCCAAUGAAAUUUGCUGGAACCAUGACUUAUGACAUCAACAAUUCUUUUGGAUUUUCAAGAUCUUCGGUUGGAACCUUGGGCCUUGAAUCAGAAAUAAUUCUAGACAAAUCCAAAAGUAAAACAUCAAAGGUUAUUUUCAAUUGGAUAUUCAGAAAGGCAACAUCAGGCGGAAACCUUAUCAUAACUGUAAAACCAUUGAACAAAGAUUCAUUCACUUUCAGAUUACUAUCAGAAAACUUUGGGCACCAAAGUUCCUAUGCAAUUCAGUUACAGAAAUCCCAAGAAACCAUCUUAUUAUUGAACAGGUUAGGAAUCCAGCUAAUUUCACCAACAAAUAAGAAAUAUGAAGAUAAAUUAAUACUGUUUACUCCAUACUACCACUUCAAAUGUUCAGCAAAACAUGAAAAAGAAUCCCAAUUUCAUCUAAGUGAAGGAUCAGUUGCUUACGGAAUCCCAGGGGAGCAGGAGAGAGGUAUUGGAUACAGCAUAUCUACUAUUCAAAAAGAAGGAGAAGAUUAUGAAAGUAAGAUUGUGAUCAGAAAACCAAAUCAUGUUCUGAAGAAUACAGAGCAACUUGCAAUCAUCAGAAGCUUUAUUGACAGCAAGCACAUACUUCAGAUAGAUUUAGAAAAUGAUGAUCCUCUCAAGAAUCUGAACUUUAAGGUUGAAGGAAACUUUGAGAAUGGACCACAAAGAGCAAAUGUUCUUGCAAACAUCAACUAUGCUCAUGGGAGCUCUGACAAGAAUGAGUUUGAUAUUUCUUUGAACUUGGACAAGGUUAAUAAAAUCGGAAGAUUUGAGAUUACAACCCCAGAAAAUGAAGUUGAACUUGAGGGAAAGUGGAAAACUAAGCAGGGAAUGCAUACAAGCAGCCUCACUUUGUAUUCAAACAGAAUGAAAAAAUUUUCCAUGUCCCAAGAUUACAACAAUCAAAGAGGAAAUGCAAAUAUCAACAUGCUUAUGCCAGGAGAUACUACUGUUACACUCUUUGCUGGGUUAGAAUCCAGUUCAAAUGCUGCUUUCAGGAUAGCUCACAGCUACCUUGGAGGUGAUCAAGAGGAUGUCAAUGUAAACAUUAAUCUGAUUGGAGGUCAACAAAUGGCCACAACUGUAGUUUGGAGAAAAGAGAUGAUGAAAGAAUUGAAAUCUUAUGCCAAAUGGGCAGUAGACAGCUUCGAGACAGCUCCAAUCAGUUUGCAGAUUGAUGUUACACAGAUCCUUGAGGUAUUUGAAGUCUUCAGCAAAUCGGUAUUGAAUGAUGUUCUUCAGACCCAGUUAAAAAUAAACUGUGAUCAGAUCAGAUUUGACUUGACAAGUCAUGUAAACAGUAUGGACACCUUCCUCACAGGAAGACCUAACAUCAACUCUAACUUACUCACAUACAUCAUCAAUAGUGUUCAGAAUGGUAUUGAUGUUAGUAUUAACUGUUUGAAGACAUUCCUUGGACUUCAUGGCAAGAUUGUGACUUUAGCUGAGAAUUUCCACAGCCAAUUGUUUAUCAAUCUCAAGAAAUUUUCUGAAGAAAUGAAAAUAAAGAUUAGGGGACUGAAAGAUCUGCUCAUGAGAAAUUUGAAAUCUAUUGAUAAUGUUAUAGAACAUAUUAUGCAGCAUGCUGAAAAGUGUUUCAUAAUUGUAAAGGGUUACCUUGACAGUUUUUUGGAAAGAUAUGACACAUUUCUCAGAAAAUACUCAGGAGGAUCAAGUAAGGCAUUUUUCCAGUUUGUGAUUAGGGUUCAAAGAGAUGUUCUGGAAUAUUUAGAGGCAUUUAGAAAGUAUAUGGACAACUUUCAGAAAGUGAAGGAAAUUGCAGAUAUAUACAAGGAUUUGGCAAAUUGGCUUGAGUAUGUCAACUUUAAUCAACAUCUGCAUGAGACUGCUGAGAAAUUAUCCAGGUUCUUAGAUGAAAGCACAAGAGCACUGGACAGAGUAAAGGAAAUUGUAUCCAGAUGGAUACAAAACGCAAAGACGCUGUCAGAAAAAUCUUACGAAAUUGCGAUGCAAUAUCCACCUUUUGCCUACUUUGUAACUGUUACCACUAACUGGUAUAACUUGGGUAAAGAUGUUAUGCUCCACUUUCUUCAAGAUUAUCAUGUUAGAAAACUACUGGAUUCAGUGUUAACACAGGCUAAUAUUUAUACUGCAACAGCAUUCAGACUGGUUGAUCUCAUGGCAAACAAGAGAGAUCUGUUUACCUACAGUUUAGUCUAUGAACCGGAGAGAGGAUAUAUAAAGCAUGCACAAACACUUCCAAUUGAAUGGUUUGAGUUUAAUGAGGUCCCAAAGUUCCUUGAAAUGUUUUCAUCAUCAAAGAAAUCACCAGAUUUUGACAUUACAGAUUUUUACCUAGGUAUGAAUGAUGCCGUAAGAUCUUUUUCUGCAAUGGUGGCAACUCAGACCUUUUUACCCCCAUUUCUAGCUACUGCAACCCUUAUUGGAGAUAAUCAUUUGGUCACAUUUGAUGGGAAGUUGUAUGAUUUUGCAGGGAAUUGCAGCUAUCUACUGACUAGUGACUUUGGUCACAAUAGGUUUUCCAUUAUUGCAAACUAUAAGAAACAAGUCCGGAUGUCACUAACUAUUCUGGUUGAUAAUACAACUAUAGAAAUGUUUCGGGACGGAAGAGUUUUCAUCAACAAGACAAGAACUGAGCUCCCUCGUAUCAUGGAGAAUACAUACAUUAAGCAGGAGGGAAGCAGAGUUAUCUUAACCAACAAGCAAGGUUUCUUCAUCAACUGUAACAACGUUCAGAACAUUUGUAAAAUUAAGCUGAGUGGUUGGUACUUCGGAAGAACUGGAGGUCUGUUAGGAGUAUACGAUAAUGAACCUAGUAAUGAUUGGAUGCUUUCUACAAGACACCAUACUACUGACCUACGCACCUUUGUUGAAAGCUGGAAUUUAGAAGAGGAAUGUCAGGCUGACUAUGUCCCAGUAGAGGAAUCUUUAAACUCAUGGGAUAGAGAAAAGUGUGCCAACCUGUUUUUGAAUGAAGACAGCAGUCUUAGACCUUGCUUUGGUAUUGUCAACCCAACACCAUACUAUGGUUUAUGCCUGAAAGAGAUGGAGAUGAUCAAAAAUAAGGUAGAGAGAACCCGAGGCUUUUGUUUGGCUAGCGCCGCCUAUGUUGAGAGCUGCAAAAUGAACAAGGUUGAUAUAGGACAUCCUUUAGAUUGUGUGAACUGUGAGACUCCCUUAAGCUCUGAUAUAGGAGGUGGACAUAAUAUCAGAUACACAAAUACGGUCAAAAAAAGUGCCGAUGUUAUAUUUAUUGUGGAACAGAAAAAGUGUGCAGAAACUUUGAAACUUAAAUCCCUGGUUGCCCUGAUAGAAUCAUCUUUAGUAGAGGAUCUAAUAAAAGAUAACAAGUAUGCUCUGGUAGGAUAUGGAGGAUACAAUGAGCUAUCCAGUCCUCAUGUGUUUACAGCUGGGAGUCAAGUAUACAGUGAUGCUAUUGGUAUUCAGACAGCAUUUGAUGGGUUGAAUUUUAUUGGCGAGGAGGGAAAUGCAUUUGAUGCAAUAAAGUAUGCUGCCAGACUGACUGUCAGGUCAAGUGUAUCCAAGAUCAUGGUUCUAGUUAACUGUGAAACUAUCUAUGACAAGCGUAUAUUCGCUGAUACAUCGAUUAUGCUAAAAGAACAAGAUAUCACUCUUCACUAUUUGGCCCCAACAAGCUUUCGUCUCAAGAAUAAAGCCAUGCAUGAUAUAUUUGGGUUUGACAAGAACUAUGUGUACACCAGCUCCAGUUUAAGCACUAGAACAGGAGAUUCAGCUCUCCGAACCCAUCUGAAAACUCCUAAAGAUUACAUAUCCGCUCUCUCUUUAAACUCUGGAGGGUUGAUAUUCUCCCAAUCCAACCUGCUGGUCAGCUCAAGCACGGAGAAGCAAGCAGCAACAAUACUGGGUCGGCAGAUUGCUAGAACAGGAGCUCCUUCAACCUGUCAGCUGUGUGACUGUAUGGUGGAUGACGAAGGAGCUGGAAAAGUCCUGUGUCAGAAAUGUAUCGACUCAAGUUUUGAUAUUCUAGCGUAUCAAUGGAACAAGUUCGGAUCCAGCCAUGCAUAAAACUGUUUUUGAAAUGAAAAAUAAAUUAUUUUAUCUACAGUGGA